GGAAGGAGCUGAGGAUGGAGAGCAGGGAGGACAAAUCCCCGCGGCAGAACCUCAUGGCAGAGGCCGUUUUGAGCGGCUCCACAGCGCAGGAAUCCAGCGGGGAGGAAAAGCCCUGGAGAUCCCGCACGAGGAGGGGCUGCAAACGCAGAUCACAGGAAUUUGAGGAGGAAAAACCCGCCCUGGGCCGGGGAGGUGGCCAGAGUUCAGAGCUGGGGGUCCAUGAGCAGCUCCAGGAUGGGGAGAAGCCCCACAAGUGCUCGAAAUGUGGGAAGAGCUUCAAGUUCAGAUACAUGCUGAUCCACCACGUGAGAAUCCACACUGGGGAGCAGCCCUACGAGUGUGAUAAAUGCAUGAAGAGGUUUCCGACCAGCUUCUGUCUUCUCAGGCAUCAGCAGAGUCACACAGAGGAGAGGCCCUUCCGCUGCCCCGAUUGUGCAAAGGCCUUCAGGCUCAAGUCUAUCCUCGUCACCCACCAGCGCAUCCACACCGGGGAGAGGCCCUACGAGUGUCCCGAGUGUGGGAAGAGCUUCACCCAGAGCUCCAUCCUGACUGCCCACCUGAGGACCCACACGGGGGAACGGCCCUACGAGUGUGCAGAGUGUGGGAAGGGCUUCAGGACGAGAUCUGAACUGACCAUCCACCAGAGAAAUCACACCGGGGAACGGCCUUUUGAGUGUGCGGAAUGUGGGAAGAGCUACCAGAGGAAGUGCCACCUGACCCGCCACAUGGUAAUUCACACAGGGUGGGAAUGUCCCUACAAGGGCAGACAGUGUGGGCAGGGCUUCCAGACGAGCUGCCACCUGACCCGCCACAUGGGAAAUCAUACAGGGAAACGGUCCUACGAGUGUGGGGAGUGUGGGAAGAGCUUGAGGUGCAGGUCUGAACUGAUUGUCCACCAGAGGAGCCACACCGGGGAACGGCCCUUUGAGUGUGGGGAGUGUGGCAAGAGCUUCAUGUCAAAGUCCCACCUGACCUACCACCAGAAGAGCCACACUGGGGAGAGGCCCUACAAGUGCGAUAAAUGCUGGAAGACGUUUCCAGUCAGCUCCAGUCUCAUUCUGCACCAGCAGCUUCACACGGAUGAGAGGCCCUUCCGCUGCCCCGAGUGCGGGAAGGGCUUCACCCGCAACUGCAAUCUCAUCACACACCGGCGCAGCCACACCAGGGAGAGGCCCUACGAGUGUCCCGAGUGUGGGAAGAGCUUCUCGCAGAGCUCCGUCUUGGCCAGACACCAACAGAGCCACCACUAAGGGAAGCUCUGUGAAUGCCCCGAGUGCAAGGAAGAGCUUUGUGCGCUGCUCCAGCUCCAUCCCCCACGGGAGGAUCCACGCUGGAUGAUCCCCAGUGACCCCCAGUGAUCCGUGUUGGGAAGACACCUGCCUGGGGGGCUCCACAUCCUCCUGGCUCCCCAUCGGCACCUGAACUCAUCCACAGACCAGCAUCAGAAAUCCAUUUCGUAGAGCUGAUUUCUCGACUUCCGACCCCAGAAAAAUCUCUCUUUUUGCAUCUUUUGAUAUC
This is a messenger RNA of Motacilla alba alba, 1518 nucleotides long. Its product is annotated as zinc finger protein OZF-like. The transcript has a single exon. Gene Ontology annotation, biological process: regulation of immune system process; regulation of cytokine production; negative regulation of transcription by RNA polymerase II. NCBI's taxonomy places the organism in Eukaryota, Metazoa, Chordata, Aves, Passeriformes, Motacillidae. The record is from RefSeq and is a predicted model, not a curated record. The coding region runs from base 15 to 1250 and encodes 411 amino acids.